CUCUUUUAAACCUUUGUAUACUUCCGCAAUUUUUACCGCCCGUUUUCAAGCCUUGACAAGACUUCUGAAAAGGCAAAACAUAUAGACAGAAUGCCACGUGAAAUAAUUACAUUGCAGUUGGGACAAUGUGGAAAUCAAAUUGGUUUUGAGUUUUGGAAGCAGCUAUGUGCAGAGCAUGGUAUAAGCCCAGAGGGUAUGUUGGAAGAUUAUGCUACAGAAGGAACCGACAGAAAAGAUGUGUUUUUCUAUCAGGCUGAUGAUGAUCACUAUAUACCUAGAUCUGUAUUACUGGAUUUGGAACCUCGAGUCAUUAAUACCAUCAUGAACUCUGGUUACGCUAAACUCUAUAAUCCAGAGAAUGUUUACCUGUCUAAACAUGGUGGUGGUGCUGGUAACAACUGGGCUAGUGGUUACACUCAGGGUGAAAAGUUAUAUGAAGAAGUAUUUGACAUAAUAGAUAGAGAAGCUGAUGGUAGUGAUAGUUUAGAGGGUUUUGUGCUUUGUCAUUCAAUUGCUGGUGGAACAGGAUCUGGUAUGGGAUCAUAUAUUCUAGAAAGACUUAAUGAUAGGUUUCCCAAAAAGUUGAUUCAGACGUAUUCUGUAUUUCCGAAUAUAGAAGAAGUAUCAGAUGUAGUUGUACAGCCUUAUAACUCUAUACUAACAUUAAAACGAUUGACACAGAAUGCUGAUUGUGUUGUUGUUUUAGAUAACACAGCAUUAAAUCGUAUUGCUGCUGAUAGAUUACAUAUAGAUACACCUACAUUCGGACAAGUUAAUCAGCUGGUAUCAACAGUGAUGUCAACCAGUACAGCAACAUUACGUUACCCAGGUUACAUGAAUAAUGAUCUGAUUGGGUUAAUAGCAUCUCUAAUUCCUACACCUAGACUCCAUUUUCUCAUGACUGGCUACACACCACUAUCUACUAGUUCACAGGUAGCUAGUGUACGUAAAACGACAGUUUUAGAUGUUAUGAGAAGAUUAUUACAACCUAAAAAUAUGAUGGUAUCAACACCAGUACAAAGACAAGCUAAUCAUUGUUAUAUAUCUAUAUUAAAUAUUAUACAGGGUGAAGUAGAUCCAACACAAGUACACAAGAGUCUACAGAGAAUCCGAGAAAGAAAGUUAGCAACGUUCAUACCAUGGGGUCCUGCUAGUAUCCAAGUGGCUCUGUCUCGUAAAUCACCAUAUGUACAAACUUCACAUCGUGUUAGUGGUUUAAUGUUGGCCAAUCAUACCAGUAUUGUGUCUCUUUUUGAAAGAACAUUACGUCAGUUUGAUAAAUUACGUAAAAGAGAAGCCUUUAUGGAUCAGUUUAAAAAGGAGAGAAUAUUUGAAGAUAAUUUAGAUGAAUUUGAUAAUUCAAGGGAAGUAUUACAACAGUUGGUAGAUGAAUAUCAUGCUGCCACAACACCAGGAUAUCUUGGUUGGGGAACAUCACAGACUGCCUCAUCUACUUGAAGAAAAACGAUCUGUCUGGAUUGAAUCUGUGAUAAUAUAUAGUGUUACAUAUACACUCAAAGAUUGGUCUAUAUUACUAAGGGUGAUAAACAUGUAUUUUAUUUAUGUGCUAGCUAUAAGAUGCUUAUUGAUCUGAUGAGAAUGUUCUUAAAGAUGUGAAUAACUCAUUGAUACUAAAACAGUAAAAUUGUGAUAAACAUAACUCUAUUUAAAUGAAAUGGGGUUUAUUGUCCUACUGAUGAGGGCUAAUUAAAGACAGGCCCGCUUUAAAGAAAAUACUCAAAUCAGUUUGUGUUUGUAUAAAUAUUACAGUUUGAACCAACGGGUGUCCUUAUACAUCAGAAUGUUGAGAAAAAUGACCAGAUUUGACAACAGGAGUGAAAAAUCAAAGCUCUAUAAAUGUACUAUUCCUCUUUUAAAUCUUGCAUUAAUUUAUGAAAAUGCAUUAGUGCGUUACAUAAUCCAAAUGGUAUAUUUGAUUACUGAAAUAAAUUAUUAUACAAAUUAUAGAUAUAUAUAUAAGGAUGUGCUAUGUCAGUCCUACAUGAUAACCGAAGGUAUAACAACCCCAUACAUAAUGACAUCAUGAAAUUGGAAUAUUUUCUGUAUUACCUGGACACCAGGACAGGUUAGAGCAAUAUUCUUAUACCAUACUCAAAUCAAAAGUACUUUUAAAUUGACCAGUUCUUAGAUUACCGUGACCAUCUUGAUUUGAUCUUGGGAUACCCCAGAUCAUUUUGUGAGCUUUAUCCAUUGUUUGUUGAUAAGUUUCUUGGUAAUGGAUUUGCUUAGAUUAUAUUUUUGGCUUUUGUUAAUCAUCCAGUUUGUUUUUACUGUGUUGUGGUUAUUGAUAAAAGUGCUAUGAUGAUUAAUACCAAGACUUAUUCAUGAAAAAUUAAACAAAUUCGAACUGUUAUUGUAAAUAGGUAAAUGGAAUUGCUAUAAUAAAUCAGUUCUUUCUAUUGUUA
This is a messenger RNA of Patella vulgata (common limpet), 2426 nucleotides long. Its product is annotated as tubulin gamma-1 chain. The record is from RefSeq and is a predicted model, not a curated record. Gene Ontology annotation, biological process: mitotic cell cycle; mitotic spindle organization; meiotic spindle organization. Gene Ontology annotation, molecular function: structural constituent of cytoskeleton; GTP binding. NCBI's taxonomy places the organism in Eukaryota, Metazoa, Mollusca, Gastropoda, Patellidae. The coding region runs from base 91 to 1458 and encodes 455 amino acids. The transcript has 13 exons. Gene Ontology annotation, cellular component: microtubule; gamma-tubulin complex; cytoplasm.